AUGGCGCAGGCGGGAUCAUACAACAACCCCUUGAAGAAAUUCAAGCUGGUCUUCUUGGGAGAACAAAGCGUGGGCAAGACGUCUCUGAUCACUCGAUUUAUGUACGACUCGUUCGAUAAUAUGUACCAAGCAACAAUUGGCAUCGACUUUCUUUCAAAGACCAUGUAUCUCGAAGACCGGACGGUACGACUACAGCUGUGGGAUACCGCAGGACAAGAGCGAUUCCGAAGUCUGAUCCCUUCAUACAUUCGCGACUCAAGCGUUGCUGUUGUGGUUUACGAUAUCUCUAACGCAAAGUCAUUCCAAAACACCAAGAAAUGGAUCGAUGAUGUCCGGGCCGAGAGAGGAAACGAUGUGAUUAUUGUGCUGGUUGGCAACAAGACAGAUCUCAACGACAAGCGAGAGGUCACAACUCAACAAGGAGAGGAGGAGGCCAAGAGGCAAGGCUUAAGGUUUGUUGAAACCAGUGCAAAGCUUGGCCACAACGUACAGAACCUUUUCAAGAGGAUAGCGCAAGCUCUGCCUGGUAUGGAGGGCUCCGACUCAGCUACUCAGGCCACCAACCAAAUGAUUGAUGUGCGGACGAACACACAACAGCCUCAGCAAGAAGGCUGCUCAUGCUAA
Trichoderma asperellum CBS 433.97 is the source of this 624-nucleotide messenger RNA. RefSeq names its product Ras- protein Rab-6A (gene RAB6A). Gene Ontology annotation, biological process: vesicle-mediated transport. NCBI's taxonomy places the organism in Eukaryota, Fungi, Ascomycota, Sordariomycetes, Hypocreales, Hypocreaceae. Gene Ontology annotation, molecular function: GTP binding; GTPase activity. The record is from RefSeq and is a predicted model, not a curated record.